Messenger RNA from Nerophis lumbriciformis (worm pipefish), 4092 nucleotides. RefSeq names its product solute carrier family 24 member 4b (gene slc24a4b). Gene Ontology annotation, biological process: calcium ion transmembrane transport; intracellular calcium ion homeostasis. Gene Ontology annotation, molecular function: calcium, potassium:sodium antiporter activity; calcium channel activity. The record is from RefSeq and is a predicted model, not a curated record. Gene Ontology annotation, cellular component: plasma membrane. Lineage: Eukaryota; Metazoa; Chordata; Actinopteri; Syngnathiformes; Syngnathidae.
CUGCUGCCUGAACGUGACAAUUAACACACAUGCACACGCACUCGGGGUGACUGCUCAUCAGGCGCAGGUGCGUGGACUUGCUCCCCACGCAGCUUGAUGACGGGACAUUGGCGCCUUCGGAGGCACACCGCCAAACUACAAGGAGCAGAGAGGAUCUAGCAGCGGAUGAUAUCGGCUUUUUUUCUUUUUCUUUUUUCUUUUACCCCCCCACCACCACCCCGCUGCCCGCCCCCUCUUCUCGCCGGGACAACAUGCAGGUUGGACUGGAUGUGGAUCCUCCAUCGCUGCGUUGAAUUUCUAGCAGCGGCGGCGAUCGGCAUCGACAUGAGGACAUCAUCCCGGCUGUGUUGCGUUUGAAACGUAAGGGGAAGAAAAAAGAAGGGGGGGGGUGCAGUUUCUUCAGCUGUCAAGGACGCUACAAAAAAAAAAUUAAAAAAAAUAAAAAUCGGGAGAUAAAAGUGGAAGCGGCAUGGAGCAGGACGACACCGCGAACGCGUCCAAGAAGAGCAUCAUGGCGACAAUCUUUAAAGUUCGCAAGAGGAGGGAGAUGCUUUUUGUGCAGGUGUGCUUCAUCUGCAGUGUCCUCUUCGUGGCGUGGACCAUGUCGGCGCUCUUGACUAAAACAGGCUACGGCAUGAUCGUGGAGGACCGUCCCGACGUGGAGCGCUGGGGCAGGCGGCUAAUGGCCUCAGCGGCCGAAAAUGACACCGAACCCAAGAACUGUUCGGAACCAGCAAUACGCGAGUUCCCCGUUGACCUUUUCAGCAACAACGAGCGGAAGAGCGGCGCCGUCCUGCUCCACAUCGCGGCGGCCCUCUACAUGUUCCUGGCCCUCGCUAUCACAUGUGACGAGUACUUUGUCACGUCACUGGAGAAAAUCUGUGAGAAACUUCACCUCAGUGAAGACGUCGCCGGCGCCACCUUCAUGGCAGCUGGCAGCUCUGCGCCCGAGCUUUUUGCCUCGGUCAUCGGUGUCUUCAUCACCCAUGGAGACGUGGGGGUGGGGACCAUUGUUGGCUCAGCCGUCUUCAACAUCCUGUGCAUCAUUGGAGUCUGUGGGAUCUUUGCAGGACAGGUGGUCAUGUUAACUUGGUGGGCAGUUUUCCGAGAUUCCUUCUACUACAUCCUGUCCGUCAUCGCUCUUAUUGCAUUCAUCUACGACGAGAAGAUUGUGUGGUGGGAGAGUUUAGUCCUGGUGGUCAUGUAUGCGGGGUACAUCCUGAUCAUGAAGUUCAACUCCAGCAUGCAGUCGUUCUUCAUGGGCAGCUCCAAGAAGAACGUGGCCAACGGCAACGCGGCGGCCAGCAGUGAGAUGGAGGACGUGAAGCCCACCAAGGCUUACACCCGCGGCUCUGUGGUGAUGGUGGACGAGAUCAUGAACGCCAGCCCUUCCAAGUUCCGCUUUCCCGAAGCGGGCCUGCGCGUCAUGGUGACCAGCCACUUCGGACCCAAGACCCGCCUGCGCAUGGCGAGCCGCCUCAUCAUCACAGAGCGCCAGAAGUUGGUGCAGGCGUCCAACGGCGUGGAGACGCAAGUGAUCGACGGGAAGGCCGAGAUCGAGAACGGGAACGUGCCGGAGGACAAACCCACUGAGGACGAGGAAAGCGGCAUCUCCCCGUUUCGUAUUCCCAAGGGAGUCGGCAACAAGUUCAAGUGGUUGAUCGCAUGGCCUUUGCUGCUUUUGUUGUUCCUCACCGUCCCAAACUGUGGCAAACCACGCUGGGAAAGAUUCUUCAUGCUCUCCUUCAUCCUCUCCACCGUCUGGAUCGCCGUCUUCUCCUACUUUAUGGUCUGGAUGGUGACUAUAAUUGGCUACACUCUGGGCAUCCCUGACGUCAUCAUGGGCAUCACCUUCCUGGCAGCGGGCACCAGCGUGCCGGACUGCAUCGCCAGCCUCAUCGUGGCUCGCCAAGGUCUGGGAGACAUGGCCGUGUCCAACACUAUUGGGAGUAACGUCUUUGACAUCCUGGUCGGACUCGGGGUCCCCUGGGCUAUUCAAACCAUGUGUGUGGACUACGGAUCCGAGGUGAUGAUCAACAGUCGGGGACUUUUGUAUUCAGUGGUGCUUCUGCUGGGCUCUGUGGCCCUCACAGUUCUCGGGAUUCACCUGAACAAGUGGAGGCUGGACCCCAAGCUGGGCAUCUACGCCUUGCUUCUGUACGCCGUCUUCCUCUGCUUCUCGGUCAUGAUCGAGUACAACGUCUUCACCUUCGUCAACCUGCCCAUGUGCUUCGAGGACUAACGCAGCCAGGACACCCCCCACCCCCCGAAAAAAGCUCCCAAACUCCUCCUCCUCGGACCUAUCUCUCUCCCCUCGUAUUGUUCAGUCCCACGUUUGUCCACCGGGUGGCACACUUGAGCCGUGUCCCCUGGCUACGGACCGACGGCAGGGGGCGGACCUUCAUGCUGGUUCGGGGCCUUGCCUGUUCCUGCGGGUUUUUUUUGUCCAAAUCUUUCCACUUCGCAUGUCUCCAGACCCGUCUUUUCGCGUCACACCACGGAAGAAUCCUCAAAAAGGUUUACCGAGAACUCCAGGACCCAAAGAGACAAGCACACUUUAUUUUUCUUUAAGACCCCCCCUGGAGGCGGGCCUUGUCUUUGGCAGCUCCAGCAUGGACUUCACUGUCCUGGCAUGACCUGUGACGCCAGGAAUUAAGACACUCUCCGACUCUUAAAUCACCUGCAACUUUUGUUUUCUCACCUUUUUUUUUUGAUUGCAAAAAAAACCAAACUUGAAGCUCGUUUUUUUUCAUAGAUACGAGCGACCACAGGGGGGCGCUGUCGUCAUUCAGCCAUGGCUUCUGUUGCACUUUUCCAUGCAGAGGCGGAGCUUGACUGUCUGCUAUUGCGUCCUACGGCCAGCAGAGGGUGCCAAACCCAGCAUUAGUCAGUCAUCAGGGACAGCACCAGGGGGCGCUACGGUCUUGAAUUUGCGGUGGUAUGUAGAUACUGCACUUUAACACUCAUUCUCAAUCAACUAGUGCUUCCUUCUCUGAGUGUGUGUGUUGUCAGAGUGUGUGUGUGUGUGUGUGUGUGUGGCCCCACGCUUGUUGAAUCUAUACCAUGAGCACACCCGCCUCUUGUCUGCAGUGCAUGCUGGGACGUUAAAUGCAGUACCGCCCCCACCCACCCCAAACUUUCGAAGCACAGCAAAGGAAAAAAAAUAAAAAUGCUGAUUGCUCCCGGUGCAUCUCUAGUUUUACACAGACACACACACACACACACACACAAAACAAACAAAAAUGGAAUAAAUCGGCAGCUACACAAUAAUUUGUUGCUAAAAUGCGAGAAAAGGAGCCGAGGUCUGGUGGGUGUGGGGGCGUGAAUAUUUGAAUUUAUGCAAUUUAUGCAAUCUUAAUGUAACGUGUGUGCGCGAGAGAGAGAGUGACACGAGAGGCCCUGCCAGGUCGCCAUGACGAUGUUGUCCCGUCCAGUACUACUGUGUGAGCUCACAGGUUGUUGUUUUUGUUUGUUUGUUUUUGUUUUUGUUUUUGUGAUUGCUGUUGAACUGAGCCAAAGGUGGGACUUUUCUGGAAAAACAUGGCCUCGCAGGAAGUCUUUUUUUUUUUUUUUUGCAUCCGAAAGCUGGAGUUUCUCUAUGAUUUUUUUUUGGGGGGGGAAGGGGGACUCUGUCACUUUAAGAGAGGGGCCUGCAUGAGAGCACUUAAGGACAAACAAAGUUGGACCCCCUUAAGAUGCUCCUCUGUAGAUACACUUUAUACACCUGCUCUUUAUCUUUCUUGCCGGAUGAGUUUUUUUUUUUCCACCCACCCCCCGCCCCGCAGAGGACAGGAAAAAGAAGAGAAAGUGUACAAAAGCAAGCACGCACACGUCGAGGAACGCUGACCGCCAGGAGUUUUUUCUUUGAACGCGACCUGAUGCACUGUGAGCUCAAUGUGAUGUGGCAGUUGUUGUCGAGAAUUAAAAAAAAAAAAAAAAGAUAUAUAUUUAAUGUAAAGUUAGUUACUUAAAAAAAUAUAUAUACUGUAUAACUUAUAUGAAUGUAUUGUCUUGCUAUACUGGACAUAUCCAACCAAUGCAUUUUAAUGUAAAGCAAUAAUGUGAAGAAAAAAAAAUAAAACGGCAAAAUUG